Molecule: messenger RNA, 2074 nt
Organism: Planococcus citri (citrus mealybug)
Lineage: Eukaryota; Metazoa; Arthropoda; Insecta; Hemiptera; Pseudococcidae
Product: putative fatty acyl-CoA reductase CG5065
Exons: 8
Coding region: 177-1685 (502 amino acids)
Biological process (GO): long-chain fatty-acyl-CoA metabolic process
Cellular component (GO): peroxisome
Molecular function (GO): alcohol-forming very long-chain fatty acyl-CoA reductase (NADP+) activity
Source: RefSeq, a predicted model, not a curated record
CGAGGACCUAAUCUAUGCCUAAAGUUCGGAUGUAUCAGUUACAAUUAGUUCGUUCUACAGUUGCGAUGUUAUAACAUUCGAUUUUACCUAUCUAUCCGUGUACGUUACCAUAUUCGGCGACCGCGGAAAUUCAUGUAUUUUUUGUGUGUGCGACAAGAGUUUUUAUUUUUCUUCCGAUGGCCGACGUAUCGCAAAUAUCCACGUUUUAUUCGGGUAGAAAAGUCCUCGUCACUGGAGGCACCGGAUGCAUGGGCAAAGUUUUAAUAUGGAAAUUACUCCAGAGCUGUCCCGAAGUGGACGUAAUCUACGUGCUAAUACGAUAUAAACAUUCCAAAACCCCGAUGGCUCGUAGAGAGGACGUUUUCGGAGCACCGAUUUUUGACAACUUUAAAAAUGAUAAUCCUGAGAUUUUGAAUAAAGUGGUAUUUAUAUCUGGAGAUGUUGGAGAAGAAGGAAUAGGAUUAUCAGAUGAAGAUCGAGAUGUACUGAUUGACGACGUCUCCAUCGUGUUUCAUGGAGCUGCUAUCUUGAAAAUGGACGCCGAUUUGCGUUCAGCAAUUAAUGUCAAUACUGUUGGAACUAUUCGAAUGCUGGAUUUAGCUCAGAAAAUGAAAAAAUUGGAGGCAUUUGUUCACAUCUCUACAGCAUUUUGCUGUUGUGAAAAUCAUGAAGUUGCAGAAAGAAUUUAUCCUUCGAAGCACAACCCUUACGAUGUAAUCAAUCUGACUCGAUGGAUGGAACCUGAUUUGUUGGAUACGAUAACACCACGGUUGAUUUAUCCAUUGCCAAACACUUACAUUUAUAGCAAACGGUUGACAGAAUCUUUACUACUAGAUUAUGAGUCCAAGGUUCCCAUUAUUGUUGCUAGACCCAGUAUUGUUAUUCCAGCCUAUCAAGAACCUUUACCCGGAUGGAAUGAUAACCUUAAUGGACCCACGGGACUAUUCGUGGCUGGAGGUAGAGGCCUAAUGCGUACUUCUAUGAUGAACAUAGACACAAGAUCUGAUAUAAUUCCUGUCGAUAUUGCCAUCAACGCUAUAUUAACUUUACCUUGGGCGAAUCCUCAAGAAAAAUUAAUGAAAGAAAUUGGCGUGUAUAAUAUAUCGCAAACUGCUUACGAUGAUAUGACAUGGCGUGAUAUACUUCGUUUAUUUGAUAAGAGUCUUAAAAGUUACCCGCCAAAUACAAUGUUAUGGUAUCCAACUUUGAAUGGAUUCACCAAUAAUGUGCUGGAGUAUACGAUCAAAAGCAUUUUUAUGCAUUAUAUACCCGCUUAUAUAAUUGAUUUCAUAUUGAUGUUGAUUGGUCAAAAACCAUUUUUGGUUCGAGUUCACGAUAAACUCCGACAAGGUGAAAAAGUAUUGAGGUAUUUUUCGCAGCAGCAAUGGACAUUCUUGCAUGACAACAUAUUGCAAGUGGACAAACUUCUAAGCGAUGCUGACAAGCAAAUUUUUCCGGUCAAUAUGAAUGUAGUAAAAGAUACCCAGAUUUAUGUGGACAAUUCCGUAAUUGGGGCGAAACUUUUCAUUUUUAAAGAAGACAUGAAUACUUUGAAUAGCGCGAAAAGAACAGCCGCGAUAAUGUAUGUUGUUGAUAAAUUGGCACUCGUACUAAGGUACUGGAUUUUAUGGAAGGUGCUCGUGUUCACGUUCAACAUAAUUUUGGACGCAUUUCAAGUGCAAUAAUGGGAAGAACUUGUGAAGAAAAAAAAUACCUACGUUUUUAUCAUUAUGUUAGAUAUUAAAAGUGAAAGAACUUCUGAGAUGAAGUAUCUUUUCAUGGGGGUCGAAUCCAUUUUCAAGAAUAUUGAAUAAUAUGAUAGGUACCUAAGUAAUGAGGAUUUGCAGAAAAAUAUCUACUCAAAAUUAGGUACAUCGCAAGAGACCCCCAUGACUACUAAACUUGUACUCAUUCACCCACCAACUCCUUGUUCAUUUUAUUUUAUUUGUUUAUUUAUUUUUAGAUAGGUAUACCUAUCUUGAAAUUGUUAUUGUGUAAUAAAUGAAUAACGUCAUGUGAGGUGAACAUUUUCGAUGCAUUUCAAAUAAAAUUUUGUGCGUAAUUACUCUCGUAA